Molecule: messenger RNA, 447 nt
Organism: Kalmanozyma brasiliensis GHG001
Lineage: Eukaryota; Fungi; Basidiomycota; Ustilaginomycetes; Ustilaginales
Product: Ubiquitin-conjugating enzyme, E2
Exons: 3
Coding region: 1-447 (148 amino acids)
Biological process (GO): DNA damage tolerance; protein K63-linked ubiquitination
Cellular component (GO): nucleus
Molecular function (GO): ubiquitin conjugating enzyme activity
Source: RefSeq, a predicted model, not a curated record
AUGUCGCUCCCCAAACGCAUUAUCAAGGAGACCGAGAGGCUUAUCGCCGAUCCAGCGCCUGGUAUCAGCGCGACGCCCCACGAAGACAACUUGAGGUACUUUGACGUCGUCAUUUCGGGUCCGUCGCAGAGCCCUUUCGAAGGCGGUGUCUUCCGUCUCGAGCUCUUCCUUCCCGAGGAGUACCCCAUGUCGGCGCCAAAGGUCCGCUUCCUCACCAAGAUCUACCACCCAAACAUCGACAAGCUUGGCCGCAUCUGUCUGGACAUCCUCAAGGACAAGUGGUCUCCUGCUCUUCAAAUUCGCACCGUCUUGCUCUCAGUCCAGGCGUUGCUGUCCGCACCAAACCCGGACGAUCCGCUUGCUAACGACGUGGCUGAGCACUACAAGAAGGACGAGAAAGGAGCCAUCGAGGUCAGCAGACAGUGGACAGCGUUGUAUGCCAAAUGA